Messenger RNA from Fusarium graminearum PH-1, 435 nucleotides. RefSeq lists its product as uncharacterized. The transcript has a single exon. Lineage: Eukaryota; Fungi; Ascomycota; Sordariomycetes; Hypocreales; Nectriaceae. The coding region runs from base 1 to 435 and encodes 144 amino acids. The record is from RefSeq and is a predicted model, not a curated record.
AUGGAUCCUGAACGUCCAUACCCUUCUAGAUACGGCUACUAUUACAAUAAUCCUACCCGACCUGCUCCAGGAACAGGCUAUGGAAGCGACCCCCGGCAAGACAACCCGUUUCUACCACGCUCCAGCGCUGGAAAUAGUGCUGGUUUGGGUCCAACGCAAGAAUAUGGUGAGGGAGAGGAUUUCCCAAGCCGUCCUGCAGAAAGCUACGGCAGUAACUUGCGACCUGACAAUCCCUUUCUUCCGCAACAGUCACACGCUGGAGGCAGUGCUCAAUUUAAUUCCACCCAAGGAUAUGGUCAAGAUAGCGGACCAUCCUACUCACCUGCCCAAGACUAUAGUCAGAGAUCUGAAAAUGACCUGAUGGGGAGAUUGCAGAGUUGUUUCCAACAUGAAACCUCUGGUCCCCGGCCAGAAACAGCCAGAGUAUAUGGGUAA